Messenger RNA from Cucurbita pepo subsp. pepo (vegetable marrow), 798 nucleotides. The record is from RefSeq and is a predicted model, not a curated record. NCBI's taxonomy places the organism in Eukaryota, Viridiplantae, Streptophyta, Magnoliopsida, Cucurbitales, Cucurbitaceae.
AACACGACAAGCAUCAUCUUCCAAACAUCUACUGUCGCCUGCUGCAAUGGAGCUCCGACCACGACACUUGGGCUGUCCAAAGGUUGUUUUGAUCCCUUGGAUCCUAAUGGAAACGUUACGAUUACUUACGAUAUUCGAACUUGGACGACUCAUGGAUACGUGGGGAGGGUCACUGUCCAAAACUACUAUCAAUUCCGACACGUGGAGAAGCCGGGUUGGAAGCUGGGGUGGACAUGGACGAGGGGUGAAGUCAUCUGGUCAAUGAGUGGAGCUUUUGCAACUGAACAAGGGAAUUGCUCGUUGUUUAAGUUUGACACUCCACAUUCCUGUGAAGGGAGCCCUGUCAUUCUUGAUCUCAUGCCGGAGGCAUCGCCCGAAAACCGAUCGGAGGGUUGCUGCCGCGGUGGGGUUCUUUCUGCUUGGGCUGUGGACCCUUCCAAGUCUUUCACUUCGUUUGAAAUUUCAGUUGGGAGUAUGGAUGAAGAUGGCCAUGAGCAACCACCGGCCAAUGUUACUCUCAUGGCGCCUGGUCUUGGUUACACUUGCAGCCCAUUUUUGGACGCUCAUCCGACCGUUUCUUCUGUCAUUGAUGGCAAAAGACAAGUUCAGGUUUUUAGAACAUGGAAGUCAACAUGUACUUACUCCAUGUUUGUGGCGAACAAGACACCACUUUGUUGUGUCUCACUCUCAACAUUUUACAAUCCCUCCAUCACACCCUGCCCUACAUGCAGCUGUGGUUGCAGAAAAGCAGACAAAAGCUCUGUUCAGUGUACAAGGUAUUUGCUAUCUCGUUUUUAG